Molecule: messenger RNA, 1937 nt
Organism: Morone saxatilis (striped sea-bass)
Lineage: Eukaryota; Metazoa; Chordata; Actinopteri; Moronidae
Gene: spic
Product: Spi-C transcription factor (Spi-1/PU.1 related)
Exons: 5
Coding region: 1-834 (277 amino acids)
Biological process (GO): regulation of transcription by RNA polymerase II; cell differentiation
Cellular component (GO): nucleus
Molecular function (GO): DNA-binding transcription factor activity, RNA polymerase II-specific; sequence-specific DNA binding
Source: RefSeq, a predicted model, not a curated record
AUGACCUCGACUGAAGGCAGCACUCAGACUUACAAGAUGCCCACCUUGGACAACGACAUCAACCAACACUUCCAGGAUGCAAUUGAUGUGAUUCAACAGCAUUCAAGUAAUUCCUAUUACGAUUCAGAUUGCCCAUAUUAUGAGACUCUGGGUACCCAGCAGCCAUCGCUGCAGUGUCAGAUCUCCUGCUGCCUCGUCACACACCCGUCUGAUGUAACACCUACUGCAUAUGACUGGAAUGACGUUGCUCAGUCUUGGCCUCAGGUCAUCCCUGAUGUCUCCUUGGGUCACUCUGUACAAAAUGAAUCACCUCACUUCUACUCAAUCUUACCACCACAGAGGAACAGCAAAGGUCGUAAGAAGCUCAGACUUUAUGAAUACCUUCAUGAGGCUCUGAAUGACCCCAACAUGGGCGACUCAAUCCAGUGGACAGACAGUGGCAGCGGCACCUUCCACUUUAUCUCCAAGAACAAGGAGAAGCUGGCAGAGUGCUGGGGCCAACGCAAGGGCAACCGCAAGACCAUGACCUAUCAGAAGAUGGCAAGAGCUCUGAGGAACUACAGCCGCACCGGUGAGAUCAUGAAAGUGAGACGCAAACUUACUUACCAGUUCAACCCAGACAUCCUGCACAGGCUUGGGUCUUCCCAGGUGCCAGUGCACCUGCCCUGCCACCCUGCACCAGAGGAGGUCCACACCCGGCAGCAGAACCCAGCUGAACAGAGCUACUGCGGCUCUGCAGCGGCAGACUGGCACGGCUGGUACGGACACUACCAGCUGCAGGAAGACUAUGACCUGGCCUCCAGCUUCACUUCACACAGCAUAACCAAACUCUGAGUUUGAUCACAGAAAGGAAAAAAUCUCUUAAAAGUUUGAAAAGGCUUUCAAAGACUGUUUUUUUUCUGCUCUGACACUUUCUGGGUCCAAAAAACAGUGACACUCUUCAGUUUAAACACUCCUAUUUAAGCAUUUUGUGUUCCAUAUAGAGAUACUACAAUAAAUGAAUCUGUAAAUACUAAAAAUAUGAGGGAGGAAAUUCUGUAAAUGAGAAAAACGCAGCCAAUGCCAGCACAUCUUUAAAGAUAGUGUAAUGGGUGGACAUUUCCAGUCAGCAUGCUUGCAUUUAAUAAAAAACUAAUUAAAAAUUAAAAUCUAUUUAAGAUCUGAGAGCAAAUUAACAGGUUCUUAACAGUUCUUUCUUAUUUCUGCUGCCAAACCUUCUGGGUCUAUAUUUAGUCAAUAUAGACCAAGUGAAUGUUGUUACAUGUCUUGUAAUAAUUUAUUAUGUUUACAUAAAAAUUUUUCUUUGUGGAUUUCUACACUUCAAACGUGUUAUAUAUUAUACUUAAAGGAUAAUGUGUAAAUAAUUAUAAAUACUUUGAAACUACAAAAUCUGAGUAAGAAAAUUAUCAAAAUUGAUCACAUUUUAACUAACAAAAUCUAGUUUUAUUUGACAUGCAGCUGAUGCUAGCACUGAUGCUAGGCCUACUUAAAUAUGAUUGAAGACUUGAAGAUUUAAGAAUCUAAAGAGUUAAAUGUUAUCUUUAAAAAGUAAUUGAUUUAAAAAGGUUCAAUCAGUAAAACACAUUUUUGUACUUAGCCCUACAUAUAUUUUCUAAUGUAGAGGAUACCAACUUCAUUAUGUAAAAUAUACCCCAAAAUGUUAAAAAUAUAGGAUGUACAAACACUAUAGACACACUGAUUUUACUCUAGUGUAUAACACAGUGGUAAAAGUAAUAAAGAUUUUAUUUAAAAGUUGUUUAUGGCUCCUGUUUUUACAACAAGCAACCAGUAAUAAGCAUUCUGUGUAAUCACACGUAAAUCUUGACAAUUUUCUUGAUAAAUGUAUUAAAGAAAAAUGAUGUUUGUACAAUUAUUAUAUUUAUGUAUGUAAAGUAAAUGUUUUUUUAUUCAACAAUUUUUUUUUAUUUUAGAAUUUG